CGAUGUUGUCUAUACGUAGCCCUGGCACUGAUCAGCUGUUGUUUAGCAUUUCAUAAGAUCGAUUCCAAUUCUAAGGCAUAUUCUAUUAAUGGCGGCACAUUUGCUAAGGAAUAGCGCCAAAUCUUGGCUGCUAAACAGCUGCAGGCAAUCCCUUAUCAGGCAACAACAGCUCAAGCGUUGGCUCCAUUUGACGCCCUGUCUGGACAAGAAUGUCUCCUUCAAUCUUAGUGACAUUGGUGAGGGCAUCCGCGAGGUAACUGUCAAGGAAUGGUUUGUCAAGGUUGGCGAUACAGUGGAACAAUUCGACAAUUUGUGCGAAGUUCAAUCGGACAAGGCUUCGGUGACGAUCACCAGUCGUUAUGAUGGUACGAUAACUAAGAUCCAUCAUAAAAUUGAUGAGAUUGCUUUGGUGGGCAAACCCCUAGUGGAUUUUGAUGUCAAAGACGAUGAGGAUGGUGACGAUUCGUCAUCGGAUGGUAGCUCCAGUUCUGGCUCCUCCUCAUCAUCAUCAUCAUCUACAUCGUCUGGCGAUGUAGAGGAAUCUACUGCUCCUGUUUCUGAGGGUCGUGUUAUUAUACCAGCCACUCCCUCUGUACGGCGUCUGGCCAAAGAACACAAACUGGAUUUAUCUCAAGUGCCAGCGACCGGUAAAAAUGGACGUGUUCUGAAAGGUGACAUUUUGGAAUAUUUGGGUGAAGUUCCAAAGGGUACAAAUGUUCCACAUCCCACCAUUUCCAAUAAAACGGAAAAAUCUGUUGCUUCACCCGUUUCUGCGCCACCUGCCGAUCGUGUUGAAGCGCUUAAAGGUGUGCGCAAGGCUAUGUUGAAAUCCAUGUCCGAAUCAUUGAAAAUUCCUCAUUUUGCCUAUAGCGACGAGAUCGACAUGACAAAUUUGGUGCAAUUCCGUAACCAACUGCAGGCAGCAGCCAAAGAGAAUGGUGUACCCAAACUUACGUUUAUGCCAUUUUGCAUAAAGGCAGCAAGCAUUGCCUUGUCCAAAUUUCCCAUUGUCAAUAGCUCCCUGGAUUUGGGCAAUGAAUCGAUCAUCUACAAGGGUGCUCACAAUAUAAGCGUGGCUAUUGAUACACCGCAGGGUCUUGUGGUGCCCAACAUAAAGAAUUGCCAAGCCAAGAGCGUUAUUGAGAUAGCCAGGGACUUGAACACACUUGUGGAACGUGGACGAACUGGCAGUUUAACGCCCAAAGAUUUUGCCGAUGGCACUUUCUCCUUAUCGAACAUUGGCGUUGUCGGCGGAACCUAUACCCAUCCAUGCAUUAUGGCACCUCAGGUGGCAAUUGGAGCCAUGGGCAGAACAAAAGCGGUACCACGAUUCAAUGACAAGGAUGAGAUUGUUAAGGCUCAUAUCAUGAGUGUUAGCUGGUCGGCCGAUCAUCGUGUCAUCGAUGGUGUUACCAUGGCUAGCUUCUCAAACGUAUGGAAGCAACAUCUCGAGCAGCCUGCAUUAUUUUUGUUGCAAUAGGCUUUGAGAUGAGAUAAUCAACCAUAAUACGAUCAGCAAAGAUCAGACCAUAACGGAACGGAAAAGGCUGUUUUUCAGUUGCAUUUAUUUACCAAGGAAAAUAGAAAACAAGAAGCUAAAUAUUUCGAAAAUUGCAACCAUGCGUGGUCUCAAUUCUACCAGAUUGUGCAUUUAUAGGAGAUAGUCCCUUUGAGGGGCUGCUCGAUAGCUUUAAGCUCACUUUUAUCUCUUCUUAUUUUAGGACUCGCAUGGUUGCAAACGCUUUACUAAUUGCAUUUCAAUUGUUAGUUGCCUAAGCUCAGAUGCUUUUAUCUUACAGUCCAACUGUACUAUAUAUAUAUAUAUAUAUAUAUAUAUAUAUACAUAUAUCUAUAUACAUACAUAUGUGUGUGAGUGUCUUUUUUAAAGAACUAAAUGUUUGUGUCUUGAAAUUUUUUUGUUUUGUUUUAUAUAUUUUUUUAAAUAAAUAUCCCAUUAAUGGUUA
Messenger RNA from Drosophila willistoni, 1964 nucleotides. RefSeq names its product lipoamide acyltransferase component of branched-chain alpha-keto acid dehydrogenase complex, mitochondrial (gene Dbct). The transcript is spliced from 5 exons. Gene Ontology annotation, cellular component: cytoplasm; mitochondrion. Lineage: Eukaryota; Metazoa; Arthropoda; Insecta; Diptera; Drosophilidae. Gene Ontology annotation, molecular function: lipoic acid binding; acetyltransferase activity. Bases 89 to 1480 code for a protein of 463 amino acids. The record is from RefSeq and is a predicted model, not a curated record.